Penicillium digitatum Pd1 is the source of this 153-nucleotide messenger RNA. NCBI's taxonomy places the organism in Eukaryota, Fungi, Ascomycota, Eurotiomycetes, Eurotiales, Aspergillaceae. The record is from RefSeq and is a predicted model, not a curated record.
AUGCAAGGUUAUUCAUUUGCGCCCCCAUCGGGCCCCCCGAGAGAGGGCCAGAAAAACUAUGUAUUUGUUGAUGAACAUAACCGCCACAAGAGGCUGAAGGGUAUGAGAAGCGUCCAUCACAAGCCAGCAAACACUGACAGGCCCGACGUUUAG